Messenger RNA from Cyclocybe aegerita, 711 nucleotides. NCBI's taxonomy places the organism in Eukaryota, Fungi, Basidiomycota, Agaricomycetes, Agaricales, Hemipholiotaceae. The record is from the annotation of a GenBank genome assembly.
AUGAGCAUCAUGGAUAACGUGGGCAAUAACCGCACCCUAUCUUCCUCCAGCUCUCUAGUACACUAUCUAUCCCAGAUGUUAAGACUUGGAAGGCUUUUCAACUGGAGACGAACUGAAAGUGAAGAUGUCUCUCCCAACGAUAUAGUGAUUUUGGUUGUUGGGCCUUCUGGCUGCGGCAAAAGCACGUUCAUCAACACCGUUACAAGAAAGGACGCGGUGCAUGUGCACCACAAACUGUCCAAACACGCCAAUCCCGUUACUCCAGUACGCGGCUCACCUAGUGACGGGCAGAAGGGCCAGGACGUCGUGUUCGUCGAUACACCUCCUCUCGAAACACAAGACGAUGAUGCCGGGGUUGCUAUUACGAGAUGGCUUGACUAUGCAGCUGGUCGAGGGGCGAAGUUAGCAGGGAUCAUCUAUCUAUACCCGAUCACCUCCCCCAAGAUGACCGAGCCGCCUGGCCCUCAGUACGAAAGCUUCAUCAAACAACACCCCAGAGUUCACUCGGCAAUUCGCGACAUCCCAACCGUUCUAGUGACCACGAUGUGGGAGAAGCAGCCGCCUCCCGAGCAGGUCAAGCAGGCGCGUCACGAGGAGAUUUCGGCAAAUUGGCGAAAUCGAGUCAAACACGGAGAGAUAAUGCAGUACAAUGGCUCGUACCUAUCUUCGCAAGAGGUAGUGAAGAAAUUAAAUCCUGUUCUGUCGGAGUAA